Messenger RNA from Mytilinidion resinicola, 851 nucleotides. RefSeq lists its product as uncharacterized. NCBI's taxonomy places the organism in Eukaryota, Fungi, Ascomycota, Dothideomycetes, Mytilinidiales, Mytilinidiaceae. The record is from RefSeq and is a predicted model, not a curated record. The transcript is spliced from 2 exons. The coding region runs from base 171 to 851 and encodes 226 amino acids.
AACCCUGGUCUCGUGCUGCUGCUCUGGUUUGCAUCCAUAUAGGCUUUCUGUCCGCGUCUGCUUCUCGAGAUACCCUUCUUUCGUUGUUCUAGACGCGUUUAAUUCAAUUCUCUCCCCAACAUUUCCUAUUGCACCUUUCUCCACCUCCCAUUUCAAACAACCACACCACCAUGUCCGGCAUCCUGAGCAGCCUCACCGGCGUCCUAAGCUCCCUCGGCGGCAAGAUCCAAGGGGUAAUCGACCGCCUGUUCCCCCCCGAAAAGCGCGCCGAAUGGAUCUCCCGACUGCAAGCCUUCGCCGUCUCCAACCCAAAACUAGCUGGCUUCCUCCUCACCAACAUCGCCCUCACCGGCCUCCCCCUCCUCACCUUCCUCGUCUUCACCCUCACCGUCUUCGUCUUCUCCCUCGCCGUCGCGCUGCUCGUCGGCCUGCUCGCCGCCCUCCUCUUCACCGCCUUCAUGGUCGGCCUCGCGCUCCUCCUCGUCCUGCCCACCGUCUUCCUCACCACCAUGGGCGCCACCUUCCUCUUCCUGUGGGGGCUCGGCGGGUACUACAUCUUGAUGUGGUUCAAUGAGGGCUCGACGGGCCAGGCGCCGGAGGGCGAUGCGAUUGGGGAUAAGCUGAAUAGCUUGGCGGGCGGGCGGCUGGGGUUCUUGACGGAGGGGGGGAGAAAGAAGGAGAGGGGGGAGUUGCUGGAGGUGGGGAGUGCGGGGGAGGUGGGGGAGAAUGCGGAGAGGGAGGCGCAGAGGGGGGUGGAUGGGGUCAAGCAGAGGGCUGGGAAGGGGGCGAGUGCGAAUGGGGAUGCGAAGGGGGCGGAUGCAAAGGGUGAUAAGCGCGGGGACACAGAAUAA